GUUAAUUACAAUUCCGAGCACAGGACUCUGUUUUUGAAAAUAGGACUCCCGAUUGUCACGUGAGCGGUGUUGCCACGUUGUUCAGCAUGAUUAGUGGCAGAAAGUAUAUCUGGUGAUCAUAACUUGUGAAUUAUGAUUCACUUAUUUACUACCUCUAUCCUAUAAUAAGCCGUUCCUAUAUUAGUAUAUUUUGUCCACCAUGUAUAUGGCGGAUGCAAUGGGAAGUAAAUUAUGGUGGGGUAGCGCUACUGGUGAGGGAAUUUUCUGAGCUCAGUCGAGCUGCGCGAAAUGUUGUUAUGUGCGAUUCCGUAUAAAACAGUCAGUUAAUAAUUAUACAUAUCAAUUAUGGAUAGAAGAAAGAUAAAAUUGAAAGGUAGUUUGCACAAAAACUUGAUAGGUAGCCAAACAUCGUCACAAAGUAACCUUGAUGAUAUAUCAUUAACCGCAAAGCCGGCAAGAAGUAAAAGUUUAUUAUUAGCUGAAAAGACGUUGUCAACAGAAAGUGAAAACAAAUCAUCAGAUGAAGAUAUAUUUUUAAAUAAGGAUAAAGCAUUUACACAAGCAGAAAAAAAUAAAACACUUAAAGAUAGUAUACUAUCUCGUAAACGCAAAUCUUUAAGUUUUAAUAUACCAAAUAGCGAAAGUGAUGAAGACCUGGGUCUUCCUUUGGCAGAAUCUACUGUUUUAAAAAAAAGACGAAAUGAUACUGAUAUUAUACAGGAAAAAUCUGUAUAUAAUAACUGUAAAAAUGGUUCAACAAAUUUAUUAGUUACAGCGGAGAGUCAUACAAAUGUAGUUCCUGCUAUAAAAUCUGAAUUUGUUGAAUUUUUAUCUGAAUCAGGUAUUAAAUUAAAUCCAGUUGCUCCACAUUUGCUUUGUACAGAUAUUAUAAAGGUUCAGAAGAAAAUGAAGGAAUUAUUAAACUCAAGAAAGUAUGAAAAACAAAAGAUAAUUUCCUUAAUGGAAAAAUAUUUUGAGAAUGAACAAAAUCUUGAAAAUGCACUAACUGAUAUGGAACUGUUUGUUAAUGAUCAAGUAUCAAAAGUUUUACACAGUUCGUCUCUUAUAAAAAUCUUAUUACAAGUUUCAGAGCUGCAUCCAGAAAUAUACAGUAGUCUUCUGUCUAAACUUAAUGAAGCUGUGCUGAUAGCUGAUUCCAUUGAAUCUGUACCUUGGGCACUUUCACUGUUGCAACAAUUUCGGUUUUUGGAUGUUGUAACUAAUUCUGAUGCCUUAACUAGUAGCUUAGAACAACUUUUAGAAUCAUGCCCCAUAUGGUUUCAAAGUGAAUUACUUUUGUUCUUGCCUGAUAUUGUAACUGAUAAACAACAUCAAACUAUUGCUGACAUUUUAAAUAAAGUUUUGGAAGAAAAUUCUGAACUAAUAAAUUUAAUAUUAAAUUGUAUGAGUAAUUUAAAUCUUGGAAAGGAAUAUUUAAACGAAUACAAGGAAAAGACAUUAAACUUAUUAAAAACGAAUGUAAACUUAAAUGCGGUACCUGCUAUUAUAAGCUUUGUGUUAGAGGAUUGUACUGAUACAGAAGUUUUUGAAAAAACAUUACUAAUAUUACGCAAUAUUGACAUGCAACCACUUGUUGGAGAAGAAGUUGAAAAAUGUUAUCAAAAUCAAUUGAAUAUAAUCAACACUCUAAAAAUGAAUAUGUUUACAUCAAAAAGUAUAGUAAAUACUGCUAUUACAGUUAUAAAAGAUAUUACCAAUGAUCCAAAACCAUUUGAUAUCAUUCUUUUACUACUUAUAUUUUCAACAACAGAGCUAAAGAAAAAAAAUAUUGAAACUAUGUUUAAACAAAAUAUACGGUCUGGAUUUUAUAGAAUAAGUUUAUUAAACUUAUUAUAUAAUAAUUAUAAACAGGUUGUGCAAGAGUUACAAUCCGCUGCAUUGCAAAUAUCAAGUAAUUUAUUAAAAACAGAUCAACGUGUAUUUAUUGAUUUUGCUAUUCAUUGGUUGCGCUUACAGUUUAUGUGUCAUAAAGGAAAUAUAUUUAAACAACGUGAGAUUCUAGAAAAGAUUAUAUUUCUCAUGGGUGAUAAUGAUCAAACAGUUAAAAAUGCUCUUGCAUUUCUUUGUAAAAUGGCAAUGACAGAAGAAGAAAAACCAUAUUUAGCACAGCAUUGUAAUCAUCUUCGUAUUUUACUUGAAAAAAUGGAUAAUUUAGGCUUAGAAGAAGUUGGCACAUUAAAUGAUUUAUUGCAGCAUUUAUGUUCAAACUCCAGUUCUAUAACUGACUCUUUACGAGAUGAUUUAUUCAUAUUACUUCAAAAGCAAUUGUCUAAUUUUAAACCAUUAAUAAAAUGUAAAGGUGUUUUAGCAGCAGUUAUGGCAAUAAAACACUUGAUGUUAAAAGCAGAAACAUCUGAUGCAGCUUAUAAUUUAUUUAAAACGGUAUUAAAUAAUGUGAAGACUUGUUCAAGGUCGAAAGCUUUAUUUUAUGAUCAGUUAACAUGUAUUAUUUCUCAAACUCAAAAUAUUAAUGAACAGUUUCUGGAAAACCUUAAAGAUUAUAUCGAAGAAGAAUUUAUUAACGAAAAUAUGAUCGAUAAAACAACCUACAGAGGAGAAUUGGUACCUAAAUUUGGGUUGAACAAUACAAAACAUGAACCAGGAAAUGAUGUUUUAACUUUUGAAAACAAAAAGCAUGGCGCAAUUGUCCCAAUUUCGUUUAAACUUCUGAGGACUUGCUGUACAAGACUAAGUGAAACAGGAGAUUUGGAUGCUAUAAAUUCUCUUUUAGGAUGUGCAAUAUUAAUGCCAGAGCAUUUUGAUAUUACAGAAAAUUAUAUAAUGGAUUUAACAAUAUGCUGUAUUAACUGGUUUCGAGAAGUAAUCAGUGGUUUUGUUACACAAAAAGAUCCUUUAUUACAAAAGAAAGUAUUACAAAGAUUAGAUAAUCUUAUAUAUUUACAAAGUAAAUUAAGCAUGAUGCUUUCAUUGUGUGAUACAAAGUACCAGCCACCUCCAAGUUAUUUUCAUUAUUUUCCGAUACCACCGUUUAUGAAAAAUGAGAAAAAAGUAGGUAAAACAAGUAAAAAAGAAAAAAAGGAACCUAAGAAGAAAUCUGUCAGUUUUAAUGAAGAUGAAAACUGGGAAUUAGGGUCUAAAAUAUGUUCUAAAAACCCAGUCUAUUUUAGAAGAUUAGAUGCAACGAUAGUACAUUUGUUAGAUGUAAAAGUAGAAAUGCAUAAAUCACAAUCUACAAGUUACAUUAUAUCUGUGAAGCAAAUAUGUUUCAUUGUCAAAGAAUUGCUAGGAAUUUUUGAAUAUGAUGCUAAUGAAAAGUUCAUAACAGAGUUAAUUGAAUUAUUACCCAAAGUUUGUUCAAAAUUGCAAGACAUUGUGGAUAGUUUAAGAACGGACAGUAAUAGACAAAAUAGAGACGCUACUAGAUUACUGUUAUGUUUGUUAACAAAAAUUUUUUAUUGGAAAGGAUUUGAAAGUGUCACUUAUAACGUGUUGUUAAGAGAGGGCUUACGAAUUUUAGCAAGUCAAGUGAAUGAAAGUAAUGCUAUGUUAAGAUCCUGCAAAGAACUUGUUGCAGAAGGCUGCAAAUAUUUCGAAUCUUUAUUUGAUAUUGUUACACAAAUAUCAUUAGCUACUGCAUUAAUUAAUGUGUCCAAAUCUUUAAUGAAACAUUCUGAAUCUUAUACUAAACAAAGUAAGGAAAAAUAUGCAAAAAUAGCAUUUGGAUUCUUAUCUCUUGAAUGGCCAGAGGAGAAGUAUUCUAGCCCUCAGUAUAAAACAGCAGUAAUUGAAUUGUUAAAUAAUUGGAUUGAUAAUGAGCCAUUACCGCUAAAAACAAUUACAUUAAUGUUAGAAUGGUUACCAGAUGAAACUGCAAAAUUGGAAAAGCCUCAAAAUUCUUUAAGUAGAUUACCUUCAAUAACAAGAAGUAACUUCCAUUGUUUACUUAAAAAAAUAUUUGAUGGUCUGAUUACUGGUAUAAAAAUAGAACUUCCAUUAACCAAUAAUGAUCCCAAAAGGAUAAAAUUAUGGUACGAAGUUGCGGCAAAUGUUCAGAAGUUAGUUCAAAUAUGUAAAACUUUAACUACAAAAAUUAACAUAUUAAUUUUUUUAAAGCAUAUGCCCAUCUUAUUGAAAUCAUUUUUAAGUCUUGGUAUGCCAGUUCUUGAAUAUAAUUUAAAAUAUCAAACGGAAGAUGUUACUAAAAUAUUAAAAAUGAUGCAAGGGGGUACGCGAUAUUUGCAUACAAUAUGUUGUGAUAGUGCAGAAAAGAAAGACCUUACAUUAACAAAAUAUGUCCCUGCAGCUAAAUCUAUAUUAGAGAAGUUAAUUUAUAGUGUGAAAGGAAUGUUAGUUCUUAAUAACAGUCCUGCUGCUUUUUGGAUGGGAAAUCUUGUUAACAAAAAUUUAGAAGGUCAUGAAAUUCUCUCACAGAAUUUAUCAUCAGAAGCAAGUACUACUUUAUCAAGUUUUGAUGCUAUUGAUGAUGUAGCUCAUGUAUCACCAGACAUAUUAGAGAGUGAUAAUUCAAGUGAUGAUCUUGAUGAAGAUUAAAUAUAGACUGUGAUAGAAAACUUGCAUUUUAUAAUAAUAAUGCAUCUUUAUUAUUUUUGUACAUAAUCUACAAAAUAUCGUACACUACAAUACUUUUUCGCGUUUUAUACUAUUUAUAUAAUUAAUAUUAAGUUAAGUACAUAAAUAUUGUUCCUUACUUCAACAGUUACACAUUAAGUUGUUAAAUAUUUGACGCUUCCAUGUUAAGUCUGGCAUAAGCGUUUCUUCAACAAAUGUUAUUUCAUUAUUUCCAUUAACUAAUAUUAUAGAAUGAGUACGUGUCGAAUAUUCCCCAGCAGAUACAAAAAUUGAGCUGAGUUCUUCAUAAUGUGAUCGAUUUCGCUUUUGCAACUCUGGAUCUGGUAAAUGCCUGUAAAUAUUCAAGAUAUUAUAUUUUGUGCCUUAAUAGUAAGUACAUAACUCAUAAUUGUUUAAAUGAUGUAUACUUUUCUUCUGAUUUCAAAAAUGUUAAAAGAUCUUCAAUUAAUUCUGUCUGUUUUGAGACUUUAGCAUCGCUAACAAUGUUUUUAAAUCUUUUCUUUCCUAUUUCAACUUUUUUAUAAGGAACGUCAAGGCCACUGUUACUAAACCCUAGUAUACUAUUCUGUUCUGAAGAAGGUCCCAUUGAGUUAAUAGAGCUACUGAGGUAGUGAACAUCUGCAUUACUAAAUAAACAAUGUCUUAUUAAUUUACAAGAUUAUAAUAUUGAAUAGUACAUAAUUUACUAAUAAAUACAAUAUAUAUUCUUUAA
Messenger RNA from Osmia lignaria (orchard mason bee), 5284 nucleotides. It is a transcript of the gene Fancd2, whose product is annotated as Fancd2. Gene Ontology annotation, cellular component: condensed chromosome; nucleus. The record is from RefSeq and is a predicted model, not a curated record. NCBI's taxonomy places the organism in Eukaryota, Metazoa, Arthropoda, Insecta, Hymenoptera, Megachilidae. Gene Ontology annotation, molecular function: DNA polymerase binding. Gene Ontology annotation, biological process: interstrand cross-link repair; double-strand break repair involved in meiotic recombination; homologous chromosome pairing at meiosis.